AUGUCGCGAGAUUACAAUGGAAAUGCCCAAGCUUACAAUGGUAACGGGAGCACCCAGGCCCAAGCCCAACCACAACCCCCCGCCGGAUUCACCUACGAGCAAUAUCAAGGAGCGCUGAAUGCGCAUCCUCAAUCUCUGACAGCUUCACCCGCAGCAACUCCUCAGAUGCGAGACGGCAACGGCGACGUAGCGAUGCAGGACGCUGGAGACCCGUAUAGUGGCAUGAAAUAUCCCAUGCGGCCUCAUCACCAGCAGCAUCUGUCUGGUAGUCGAGCGCCUAGCCACCAUUCUACUCAUGAGCCAUCUGCUGCCGCUCAACGUUAUUCUCCCAUGGAGACUUUAUCACCAAGUUCUCCAUAUGCGCCGCAACAAGGUCAAUAUGCCGCGCAAGGAAACCGACAAUCUCCUACCCGACCUGGUACCUUUUCAUCGCCCACAUCGUACUACACAAGCAGACAGCAGGCACAACAAUUACCUCCAAUCACCCCUUACAACUCCUCUAACAACGAGAGCUACCCUUCAUCGGCGACUGCGCAACUCAAUGCAGUCUUUGGGAACGACCCCAAAUCGCCUCGUCGACCGAUCUCGCAAUCUGUUGGUCCUCCAGGUCGAGGACCCGUUCCCGAGUUCACAAAGAUCCGCGCCAUGACUGAUUUGCAGCCAAAAGUCAAUGCCCAGCCAGCUUUCAGAAGAGCGAAUCCUGAGGGAGGCUUUAUCAGCCCCCUACAAGCGCUAACGAGCCAUCUCCCGUCUACUUAUCGAAUCUGCAAUCCUAGUUUCAAAUACGAAUCUUCUCGGAAUCCCCGCCGAGUCCUUACCAAGCCUAGCAAAGGAACCAAAAACGAUGGUUUUGAUAACGAGGACAGCGAUUACAUAUUAUAUGUGAACGAUAUCCUGGGAUCGGAAGAGACAGGUCAUAAGAAUCGUUAUCUUAUUUUAGACGUCCUCGGCCAAGGUACCUUUGGACAAGUUGUCAAAUGCCAGAAUUUGAAAACACAGGAAGUUGUGGCCGUCAAAGUGGUGAAGAAUAGAACAGCAUACUUCAAUCAGAGCAUGAUGGAAGUUUCUGUACUGGAUUUGUUGAACACAAAACUUGAUAAGAAUGACGAUCAUCAUCUUCUCCGGUUGAAGGACACUUUUAUUCAUCGCCAGCAUCUUUGUUUGGUAUUUGAACUACUGAGUGUCAAUUUGUACGAACUUAUCAAGCAGAACCAGUUUAGAGGGUUAAGUACCACCCUGGUGAGAGUGUUUGCGCAGCAACUAUUGAACGGGCUCUCUUUGUUGAAUAAGGCCCGGCUCAUUCACUGCGAUCUGAAACCAGAAAACAUCCUUCUAAAGAAUUUGGAAAGCCCAAUCAUCAAGAUCAUCGAUUUCGGGUCGGCAUGCGACGAACGUCAGACAGUGUAUACGUAUAUCCAGUCCAGAUUCUACAGAUCGCCAGAGGUUUUGUUAGGACUACCAUACUCUUCUGCCAUCGAUAUGUGGUCCUUGGGAUGUAUCGUUGUUGAGCUCUUCUUGGGUCUUCCCCUUUUCCCUGGCUCCUCAGAAUACAAUCAAGUAUCUAGGAUAGUGGAGAUGCUUGGCAACCCACCCAACUGGAUGCUUGAAAUGGGAAAACAAUCUGGGGAGUUCUUCGAGAAAAGGCACGAUGUCGAUGAUUAUGGAAGACGAACAUACCACCUCAAAAGCAUGGAGCAAUACUCUCGUGAGCACGGGACAAAGGAACAGCCAAGCAAGAAAUACUUCCAAGCUACCACACUGCCAGAAAUUAUUCGCUCUUAUGCGAUGCCACGGAAGAACAUGAAGCAAAGUGAAAUCGACAGAGAAAUGAAUAACAGAGUAGCAUUCAUUGAUUUUGUUCGAGGUCUACUCAACAUCAAUCCGCUUGAACGGUGGUCUCCACAACAGGCGAAACUCCAUCCCUUCAUCACACAACAGAAGUACACUGGACCCUUUGUGCCGCCCAUGAACUUGAAGUCUAGUUCCGUGAAUAGGUCACCGGCUCCAGGAACACAGCAACAGCAGCAGGCUGAGGCCCUUAGUAAACAACGGGCGCAGGCGGCAGCUCAAACAAUCUCAGCGCAAGCUCAUUCAGCGGCUGCAGCCCAGACACAAUAUCCCACUGGCGCUCCCAUGGGACAGUAUCCUCAAACAGCUCCUCCACAGCAACAACAAGGACCACCAAUAUAUAACAACAUGUACUCACCAAAUCCAAACCACCAAGGUGCCCCUCCACCAUAUCCAUCUCAACAAGGUGGGCCAUACAAUCAGAUGAAUAUGAUGCCACAACCACCUGCGCCAAUGUCAGGUCAGUAUGUGACUGGACCACCGCAGCAGCAAAGUUUGUACCAGCAAGCCAACAUCCGAGCAGCUGGACGUCAACGAGCUACUACGAUGGAGGUUCAACAAGGCGGGAUACCUGUUACUAUUCAAAGAGUAGCUAGUCACCUUGAUCCGAAUGCUCCAAUCCGCCUGCAACCAAGUCCUGCUUACUAUCCACCACCGCCAGAUGGAGCUCCUGAUGGGAAUCCUGGAAGCGCACGCAGGAGAGGCAGUAGAGCUGCCGCCCAAGGUGGGCAGCAGCAGCAAGGUGCUAGAAGCAACCGUGAUUUCAUCCGGAACUUGGAGGACCGAACGCUGGAGGAAGGAUUCAUGGGACAAGCUCAAUGGCAUUGA
Messenger RNA from Glarea lozoyensis ATCC 20868, 2676 nucleotides. RefSeq names its product Protein kinase-like (PK-like). The transcript has 5 exons. Gene Ontology annotation, biological process: peptidyl-threonine phosphorylation; peptidyl-serine phosphorylation. The record is from RefSeq and is a predicted model, not a curated record. Lineage: Eukaryota; Fungi; Ascomycota; Leotiomycetes; Helotiales; Helotiaceae. Gene Ontology annotation, cellular component: cytoplasm; nucleus. Gene Ontology annotation, molecular function: protein serine/threonine kinase activity; protein tyrosine kinase activity; ATP binding. The coding region runs from base 1 to 2676 and encodes 891 amino acids.